Molecule: messenger RNA, 1020 nt
Organism: Tachysurus vachellii
Lineage: Eukaryota; Metazoa; Chordata; Actinopteri; Siluriformes; Bagridae
Gene: aqp1a.2
Product: aquaporin 1a (Colton blood group), tandem duplicate 2
Exons: 4
Coding region: 12-806 (264 amino acids)
Biological process (GO): renal water transport; hyperosmotic response; carbon dioxide transmembrane transport
Cellular component (GO): membrane
Molecular function (GO): ammonium channel activity; glycerol transmembrane transporter activity; carbon dioxide transmembrane transporter activity
Source: RefSeq, a predicted model, not a curated record
GAAAACUCAUCAUGGUGAAGGAGCUCAGGACCGGCGCCCUUUGGCGAGCCGUGACCGCAGAGUUUGUCGGAAUGACGCUUUUCGUUUUUAUAGGCAUAGCGUCUGCCAUCGGGACUUCGGAGCACGAAGGUCCCGAUCAGGAAGUAAAGGUAGCGUUAGCGUUUGGGCUGGCCAUUGCUACGCUGGCUCAGAGUUUGGGCCACGUUAGCGGAGCUCAUCUGAACCCGGCCAUCACUGUGGGACUGCUGGUCAGCUGCCAGAUCAGUGCUCUUCGAGCUCUUUUAUACAUCAUAGCCCAGAUGUUAGGAGCGGUCCUGGCCAGCGGGAUCGUUUAUGGUAUUCGUCCUAAAGAUGUCAAAGCUCUGGGGCUCAACGAGGUUGCUGAGAAUAUGACUCAGGGUAAAGCGUUCGGGGUGGAGUUCCUGGCCACCUUCCAGCUGGUGUUGUGUGUCUUAGCCGCGACGGAUAGCCGCCGGAGCGACGUGAAGGGAUCGGCGCCGCUCGCCAUCGGACUGUCAGUGGGUUUGGGACACCUGGUGGCGAUCAGCUACACGGGCUGCGGCAUCAAUCCUGCUCGCUCCUUCGGACCUGCUGUCAUUAUGAAGUCCUUUAAGAAACAUUGGGUGUUUUGGGUGGCUCCUCUGAUGGCUGGAGUAGCAGCUUCUCUGCUGUAUGACUUUGUUCUGCAGCCCCACAGCGAGUCGUACACUAAGCGCCUCCGGAUGGUCAGAGGAAGGACAGAUGAGGAAACUUCACCUUUAAUCGAGGCGCCCGGAGGCAGCGAGUCUCAAUGGCCUCGACGCUGAACACUCUGACUGUUGCAUUACCAAAUGACUUAAACACCUCAGUGUAGACUUUGUGUGUGUGUGUGUGUGUGUGUGUGAUAGUUGCCCCACAUCAUUUGUAUAAUGAGAUGUAAUGUCUGUGUCAUGUCUGUAAAGUAAACAUGGAGACAUUUUAAACCCAGCUGAAGUUUCCUGGUGUCUGUUUUCACUUCAAAUAAAAGUUGCAUUUUAUGAA